UAACAGUCGAGCGGUGAGCAUGAACCCGGUUUUGGGUAACCCCAGCAACCGUUAGAUCCGAAAUAAACAUUUUCCGAUUGUCAACAAGCCGCGAGUUGCCAAGUGUUAUAAAUAUUACGAGUACCUGCUGCAAAGAUAUAAGGAUUAGCAAGAUGGCCUGCUCCACAAACGUUUUGAAGGGGUUUUCCCUCUUUUGGGAUAUUAUCCUCGCUCUGUUCGGCCUGGUUGUGAUUGGCCUUGGUGUGCACAUCGUCUACAAAUUCGAGCACUUUAACACCGCCGCCUUCGUCAUCAUCGCAGUGGGCGUGGUCGUCGUUCUGACGGCACUUUUUGGGGCUCUGGGAGCAGCGCGGGAGAGCAGUGCCACAUCGAAAGUGUUCGUUGUUAUUCUGAUUAUCUUGGUCAUACUGGAAGUACUAGCAGUUGGGUUCCUCUGGGUUUUCCAAACCUCGCUGCUGAUCAACGUGGACAAGACGUUCGAUAAACUGUGGAACGACCAGCCCGUGCCAAUCAAGCCGGGAAACCAGAGUCAGAUUGCCAGCCUCGAGCGAUGGUUGGAUUGCUGCGGCAAUGUGGGACCCUCGGACUACAUUCUGCCUCCCAAUAGCUGCUACAACAGCGAGAGUGACAGACUGAAUCUCGAAGGAUGCCGGCAAAAGUUCCUGGACUUCAUCGCCGAUCGUUGGACCACAUUUAACCUGGUUUCCCUGGUGCUGUUCGGUGUGGAGAUCAUCUGCGCCCUGUUGGCCUAUGUCCUGGCCAAUAGCAUCGUGAACCGCUGGCGACGCUCGAAAUACUAUCAAAAAUAGGUUCGCAUACGGUUUUUGCAAUGGCUGCAUUUUGAAGAUUUAAGUUUAAGUUGUGCAUACCUAAAGCCAAAGAACUCUUCAUACAAUUACUUAAGCCGAAACUCGAUAGAGAUUCCAAAACAAAUUUACUUAAGCCUGGCAAGCAGAAAGCAGUGCGUCGUUGAUUGUAUUCUAUUUAUCAGUUUGGAUAACUGUAAUGUUUUUAGGCGGAUUCAAUUCCGUUUCGAAGGUAAUUUAAUCUAGACUAAGCUCGACCUAAGGCACACAUUUUUUGUAACCGCAUUUCGAGGAGCAAAGUCAAAUAAAGAAUCUGGCAGAAGAUCCAAAGAUCUGAA
This is a messenger RNA of Drosophila santomea, 1144 nucleotides long. RefSeq names its product 23 kDa integral membrane protein. Gene Ontology annotation, cellular component: membrane. Bases 153 to 809 code for a protein of 218 amino acids. The transcript has 5 exons. The record is from RefSeq and is a predicted model, not a curated record. NCBI's taxonomy places the organism in Eukaryota, Metazoa, Arthropoda, Insecta, Diptera, Drosophilidae.